AUGCCUGGCAUUGCCACACGCCGUUCCUCAAGCUCUGCUAGUAGGACCAAAGGAGACUGGAAAAGCUUGCUGAAACGCUGUCGGAGGUCGAUUUCGGGUAUGAUUACCUAUGAGUUUGGCCCGGAUGCUAUACUAGAGCCGAUCUACCCUGACCUUGAUGUGCAGAAAAAGUUCUUCCACGCAGGCCGACAGACAGAUAACAUCACGACUUUUACGUACCAUGGAACGAAGCAGACAAACAUAGCCUCCAUCUCUGACAUCGGCCUGCUGAUGCCUGGGAAGAACGGGCAUGCAGUUGCCCAUGGGUCCGCGGAUGGGACAGGAAUAUACACUGCCAAGCUGGGCUCAGCCUGGUUAUCGCGACGCUUCUGCGACUCAAACAGCAUGUUUGUGUGCGCAGUCUGCGACCCUAGCCAGCCUGUGCAAAGCCCGAAGCCACCAAGAGUGACGUUCUCACGAAGAGUGUGGCCCUUCGGAAUCAUCAUUCGCUACAGCCCCCACCGAAAGUCCGCCGAAGUCAUCCAUGUGGGUGAUGCAGUGGUGACUUUUCAGCAGGAAUUUGUGGUUCCGCUCUUCCUCAUUUCCUGGGACAUGCCAAAACCUUCAGCCAAUAUGAUCCUGAAGCAUCAUGCGUGGGUGCGAGCUGAGCAGCCCUGGGCCCUGCCACAGCAAGUGGGCCGACGCCGCCUUGCCGUGCCAUUGGGCGGAGAACACCUCAUAAGGUUUGGUGCUGAGCAUGAUCCCCUGCAGCCGCGCAGAGGCCGCGAGGUCUGGAUUGUCCCAGAUUUUUUCGAAGAACGUACCCCCUUCGAGAUACGGGUAUGGAGACGAAAGAUGGAGAGACGGUGGCUGUAUGGUUCUCGAAAACAUUGGCAGCUGGAAAAGUGGGCUAGGCUGGGUAUCUGUUGA
Molecule: messenger RNA, 909 nt
Organism: Symbiodinium pilosum
Lineage: Eukaryota; Dinophyceae; Suessiales; Symbiodiniaceae
Source: the annotation of a GenBank genome assembly